AUGUCCCAGUUUCAUUUCCUAUUGUUAUGGUUUUUGAUGCACUGUUCGCCAGCUUCCUCCAUCGACCCGAAACGAUUCUACCAACCGGGCAACGUUACUCUAGGUGUCUUGCUUCCUCUUCACGUCAGAACCGCCCAGGAUAAAUGCGGUGAGUUUUACGCUUUCGGUCUUGGAUACACCGAGGCUAUAGCUUUUGCAAUCGAGCGUAUUAACAAGGAUGCUGAGCUUCUACCAAAUGUGACACUGGGCUUCGACAUUCGAGACUACUGCGACACACCUGUUCUCGCCAUGAAAAUAGCCAAUGACUUCGUGAAAAGUAAUUAUCUGAACGAAUUGCUUGAAGAACAAGGUGAUAAGAAGUUUAGGUCAAAGCUUACAAUAAAUAUGGAUUAUCUAACGGAACCGAUUUCUGCGGUUAUUGGCACGGAAGAUUCAAGUAGCACUACUCUCGUCUCGAGUUUAUUGCAUGUGGCUGCCAUUCCAACUAUAAGUCCUUUCGCUACCAGCGAAGAGUUGAGCUCACCGUAUUUUAACUCCUUUUUUCGCACCAUUCCACCCGAUGGCCAACAAGCUAAAGCCAUGGUUGACAUAAUAGAGUAUUAUCAAUGGACGUAUAUUGCAGCCGUAGCCGUCGACCAUUCCUACGGUCGAUACGGCUUACGAGCGUUGGAACGAGAAGCUUAUGAUCGAAAAACGUUCUGCAUCGCGUUUUCGGAGUACAUCACUCGUUCGGGAUACAAAGGAAAAAUAACAUCAAUCGUCAGAAAACUCAAAGAUGCUGAAAAUAUCAAAGUGGUCGUCUUAUGGAGCAACUAUGAACCUGCAAAAAGAUUUCUGGAAGAAGCGACUGCGCAGGGGCUUGAAGGACGAACAUUUCUUAUUAGUGAAGCAAUAGCUUUCAUCAAUCCAGACGUUUUGGAAAAAAACGCUGUCAUACUCAAAGGAGCGAUAGGAAUAAGGCCUUAUCUAUUCACAGACCAUCUGUUUGAGGAUUAUCUAAAGGGAAUCACACUAAAUAAGACCCGAGAAAGCGCCAAUCCGUGGUGGAAGGAGUUUUGGACAAGCCAUCUAAACUGCUCCUCAAUGUCUGAAGGUGCUUGCCUUAACCCGGCAAAAAUAGACGAUCGAGCCUUCGCCAAACUGCACAACGCGUUCAUUCCUUAUCUGACAGACGCCGUCCAUGCCCUUGCACACGCGCUGGACUCUUUACUGAAGUGUAAAAAGCCCGGAGGUGGACCUUUAGCGAGUGGGUACUGUCCUGAGCAAAAUGCCAACUUCACAGCUGAAGCCAUGCUUCUGAAACUCAGGAAAGUGAGUUUUCAAGGCAUAACAGGGCAAGUGCAGUUCACCGAAAGUGGUGAUCCCACUUUUUCGUCGUACGAUAUCGUGAACUUUCAGAAACAGGCGGAGAAUUAUGAAAAUGUUAAGGUGGGGACAUGGACAGGGGGAACUCGUACCAACCUCACAAUCAACGACAAACAAAUAAAAUGGACUAAUGAAGAAAGUGAGCCUCCCAUAUCCACGUGCAGCCACCGUUGUCCUCCGGGAACUAAGCAGACGAUCACUGUGUCCUGUUGCUGGGAAUGCAUUAAGUGUCCCGUGGGCUCCAUCAGUAAACAGCAUAGCUCUCCCAACUGUACAAAGUGCCCACAACUGCAUAAAUCAAACGGGGACGGUACAGCAUGCCUGCCUUUGCCAGUUAUCAACAUCAAGUGGUCAGAUGUUACUGCAGUGGUAUUUUUAAUCCUAACGGUUAUUGGAUUGCUUGCAACAGGCAUGACCAUCUUUGUUUUUAUAAAGAACCAGAGUACACCAUUGGUGAGCGUAUCCAAUCGCGAACUUAGCCUUCUUUUGCUUGUCGCAAUCGCUUUGUGUUUUGUUCUCACCUUCCUCCAUCUUGCUCAGCCAACAAAGACGUUAUGUUGUAUUAUUUAUCCCCUAAGGUACUUUAUUAAUACGACUUUUGUUUCCAUCCUCUUCUUGAAGACAAACCGUUUGGUCCGCGCUUUUCAGACCAACAUCAUUCCAAACUGGUUCAAGCGAUACAUCGUGGAUCGCAAACGUCAAUUUCUUGUGGUCCUGGGACUCAACAUAGUUGAAGUUAUUCUGGCAGUGUUGUGGCUAACUCUUGAUCCACCUUACGAGCACCAGGAGAUACGAGUACAGACACACGUGUUUUACACCUGUAUGCCAUUCAGAUCAGCUAUCGGAAGUGUCCUUAGGGCAACCAUGUUUAGCUAUUUCAUUUUGCUGUCUCUAGUGUGCGCUGGUUACGCCUUUAAAGCCAGGCGACUUCCGGAGAACUUUAACGAAACGAGAUACAUCGGGUUGGCGAUGUACGUGCUCCUGAUUUCCUGGGUGUCAUUUUACCCGGUGGACACGUCCCUGGAGGGUUUUUACACAACCAUUGUGGCCUGCGCCACCGCCCUCGUCACUGCAUAUGGAAUUCUUUUGUGCGUUUUCGCGCCAAAACUAUUUGUCAUCCUGCUUCAUCCAGAGCAAAACACAAACGAGUUUAUGAAAGCUGAAAUUGGACAGUUCACGAAGAGGGCUACGUUUUCAACAAGAAUCCAACAAGCGAAGGUUCAGCCCACAAACGCGAUUAAAAACAAUUACACUUAG
Molecule: messenger RNA, 2622 nt
Organism: Porites evermanni
Lineage: Eukaryota; Metazoa; Cnidaria; Anthozoa; Scleractinia; Poritidae
Source: the annotation of a GenBank genome assembly